Molecule: messenger RNA, 670 nt
Organism: Thalassophryne amazonica
Lineage: Eukaryota; Metazoa; Chordata; Actinopteri; Batrachoidiformes; Batrachoididae
Gene: ndufb10
Product: NADH:ubiquinone oxidoreductase subunit B10
Exons: 4
Coding region: 85-603 (172 amino acids)
Source: RefSeq, a predicted model, not a curated record
UGUAGUGUGUGUCGUGCGCAUGCGCAACCUCUAAAGGGGAUUUGUUGAGGUCGUCUUGUCGGAUUUUGACUUUUUUUUGUCAAAAUGCCGAAAGAUUAUGAUAAAGAAACAUAUCCAGAACCUCCUCGGAAGACUCCUAUCAUUGACAAAGAGACGGCGCUACCGAACCCAGCCCUGAUUCUGAGUAAACUCUUUUAUUAUGCCGUGGAUCUGCCUGUCACCAAAUUUAGAGAUACUAUUGACAGCUUCCGGGCUAACAACAAGCUCGUCUACUACCACCAGAAGUUCCGUCGUGUUAACUACUUGACAGACUGCGUGGAGGGAGAUUUUGUCUGCUACUAUGAAGCUGAGAUGCAAUGGCGGAGAGACUAUAAAGUGGACCAGGAGAUUGUGAAGGUGAUCAAGGAACGUAUGGGGGCCUGCUACCAGAGAGAAGGAAACAGCUAUGAGCAGAACUGUGCCAAAGAAGUAAAGCAAUAUGAAGAGGUCGUCAAGAACUUUCACAUGCGCUAUGGAGACCUGGGAGGUUACGCAGACUCAAAGAAAUGUCUAAUGAAGCAGAAAGAAAGGAUGAUUGCUGCUAGAGCUCAAAAGGAGUCAUAAAGAAACAUGGCUUUCAUGUUCAACACUGUACUGUGUAACUGUAAAAUAAAGUUUGAGUUAAGUUGUC